This is a messenger RNA of Suillus clintonianus, 1504 nucleotides long. RefSeq lists its product as uncharacterized. The record is from RefSeq and is a predicted model, not a curated record. Bases 71 to 1504 code for a protein of 477 amino acids. The transcript has 6 exons. Lineage: Eukaryota; Fungi; Basidiomycota; Agaricomycetes; Boletales; Suillaceae.
GCAGGUCAAAUACCCAUAGUGAGCAGGAUAUACAAACCGCAAUAUCUCCACCCCAACGUGACAUCCAAUAAUGCGCUUACUUCUAUGCAUGAUCCUCUACUUCGUUGGAGUAAUCCAAGCCGCAACUACUAUCAGCGAGGAUUUUGAAGCACCGUCAUUCACGAAUAGAACCCUGUGGAACAUCAUCUCGAGCUCCGUUCUCACUCUUUUCGCAUGUAUAUACAGUGCCAUCCAUCCCAAUAUUCCGAGCCCUAAGGACAGCCUAUUUCGUAUCCUAUGGCGGCGACUUGGGAUCAUGAUUAUGGCACUAAUCGCUCCUGAACUGAUCGUCGUAUGGGCUAUGCGCCAGUGGAUGGGCGCUCGUCAUGUCACGAAACAGUUCAAGAAGUCAGGGUAUUUCAAUGUUCCUCGGCCGCUGGAGCGGUCUGAAAAUUAUGAGUUGGCUGAAGUGCCUGCAGAGCAACUCCAACAUUAUGAUAGAGCCCGGCUUCUCGUUGGUCCUGGUGAAGUGUCCACUUCAAGAUAUGGGGGAACUCAUGCUCUUGCGAAGCCAUUCAAAAAGUUGUUUGAGGCUUACAUCUCAGAUCAAUCCGAAGAUUACGCGUGGACUCAGACGCACAGCUUCUUUGUGCUGAUGGGCGGGUUCAUGCUUUAUAUGAACGGGAAACCCUACCGUACACUACUGCCCAACGAGGUUCUCGAGCUGAUACGUGAUGACUGUAUUGAUGCCCCUAUCCUAACGGCAAAGGAGAUCGGCGACCGGAGCAAAGGCAAUGUGAUAUCGAAAGGAUUGAUCAUACUUCAAGUGGCCUGGUUCAUUCUGCAGCUCAUCUCUCGCGCGAUUUAUCGCCUCGAAACCACCCAGCUGGAAACAGGGACGCUCGCUUUUGCGGUUCUCAAUUUCCUGACCUAUGCGCUAUGGUGGAAUAAGCCUCUCGAUGUUCAGUGUCCAUAUCGGGUGUACUGGAAGUCGACCGAGUCAAUGCCAGAGGAUCAUAUUAAUGCCCUCCCUAAUGAUAAUGAAGACAAUGUGCUUAUCACGAUCAUUAAGGCAACCUUCGGUCCAUUUAUGGAACUGAUGGGCUUGAGCGUUCCCACGCGUAAGCUCCGAGUUCCUACAUUUGAUGGCAGCAUCAAACUAGAAAACUCGGACAAGGUGAUACUUGUAUUUGCCGGAGUUCUGUUUGCGACGAUCUUUGGCGGCAUCCAUUGUAUGGCUUGGUUUUUUGCCUUUCCUACAUAUCGGGAGCAGGUACUGUGGCGCAUCAGUGCCGUCGCUAUAACUUGCACACCCUGGAUUGAAAUUCUAAUAAAUGCUGUCAUGAGUGUUAUAUCGAAUAUUGACAUAGGUGCUAUAAUGACUGCUGUCGUUAUGUGCAUAUUUGCCCUGUUGUACAUUGCAGGUCGUGGUAUGCUCUUGGUACUUAUGUUCACGACAUUACGCCAUCUUCCUGUUGACGCAUACACGACGGUGUCGUGGAUUAGUUUUGUGCCGCACUUGUAG